Messenger RNA from Aspergillus caelatus, 2511 nucleotides. RefSeq names its product putative MFS sugar transporter. The coding region runs from base 549 to 2165 and encodes 538 amino acids. Gene Ontology annotation, cellular component: membrane. Lineage: Eukaryota; Fungi; Ascomycota; Eurotiomycetes; Eurotiales; Aspergillaceae. Gene Ontology annotation, molecular function: carbohydrate:proton symporter activity. Gene Ontology annotation, biological process: transmembrane transport; carbohydrate transport. The transcript is spliced from 8 exons. The record is from RefSeq and is a predicted model, not a curated record.
UUAGUGCCGGACUCAUCAUGCAGCAAGCACCUAAUCCAGAAAUCGUACCUCUCAGACUCGAGACUUUGACAGAAGGUGGACCCCAAACAUUCUCCGCGGUCCACCCUCGCCAAUGCACACCAUGCCAUGCGUCCUACUAGCACUGAAUAGUGGCCUUGCAGCUUUCCCGCCAUGAGUUCUUAGUUCUUGGAGACUAAUGCAAUAAAGGAGUGGGUGGCGGCGAAAGCUGUUCUCCUAUCGUUGUACUAACUACUGAAGUGGCUGUCGAAAAUUUCAGUCUCGAAGCUGGUCGUGUUGAUCCUCUGUGAAGCUAGUUCACGGUAGCUCGCAGUUCUAUCUCGACAAAUUUUCUUCUUCCUCCUUGGAGCUUCUUGAAGGGACGCAAACAUUUGUACGUACGGAGUUCGUGUAGUGAAGAGUCCCUGGUCAUAUGAAUUGACCUGUCAAUUCCGUAUCGCAUUUGUUCUAUCAUAUUUUGUUCUGCUCCUUGAAACAAUUCAAACUCGGCUCAGUGCAAAUCCCUGCAAGGGAAAAGCGACCUGUCCAUCAUGGGUACGUUCGGGUCCCAGACCAGCACUUAUAACAAACUGGUCGCUAUUUUCGUCGCUGUUGGUUCAAUGACCUAUGGCUAUUGCUCCUCAAUCAUCUCCAGUACGAUCGGUCAACCAGGGUGGUAUACCUACUUCGAUCUUCCACAAGAGGGUGAACCGGGAUAUGCUUCGAUUACGACACCAGCCAUUUCCACCGCCAAUGGCGUCUUCAGUGCGGGGGGUGCUGUUGGCACACUAUUCAUAAUGUGGUCUUGCGAUUACUUUGGUCGAAAGGUUAAUAUUCAGUUGGGUGCUUUCUUUUCGAUGUUUGGAGGGGCGCUUCAAGGAGGUGCGAACUCUCUCAAGAUGUUCCAAGCCGGUCGGUUUGUGUGCGGUCUUGGAAUCGGUAUCCUCGUGACUGUUUGCCCCAUGUAUCUGUCCGAGAUGUCGAGUGCUUUCCGUCGUGGUUGGCUGGUCGGUCAUCAUGCGAUCUUCCUGGUUUUCGGUUACAUGCUUGCUGGCUGGGUCGGUUAUGCAUGCUACUUCGCUGAAGGAAAAUUGAGCAGUUUCGGCUGGAGGUUUCCCCUGUGUCUCCAGUGCCUGCCAGCGCUAGUGCUGCUUCUGGGAUCACCAUGGCUCCCUCGUUCCCCUCGAUGGCUUAUUGCCAAAGGGAAGCAUGAGGAAGCUAAGAUUGUGCUUCAGAAACUUCGCCAGUCACCGGAUGAUCCCGACAAUCUGGUUGCUAAGGAGGAAUAUUUCCAGACGGCGGAGCAGAUCCGCCUUGAAGCAGAGAGGUUAUCCACUUAUGGCAAUGUGUGGAACGCAGUUUUACGGAAGAAGACAUACAGAAAGCGAAUGGCAAUUGGCUUCCUGACGCAAUGGGGCGCUGAAUUUGGUGGGCCAUUGAUCAUUAAUAAUUAUGCUGUCCUUCUAUACACCAACCUUGGCAUGACCGGGGGCAUGCCUUUGCUGCUAAGUGCUGUUUGGCUAACUACAGCUGGCGUUAUCUACAACCCCCUUGGCGCCUGGCUUCAUGACAAGGUCAACUCACGGCGUGGCAUGUAUAUCACUGGCUUUGUUGGCAUUAUCAUCUCCACCUCAUGCUUGGCUGCUAUGACCUCCGAAUAUGCAGGCACCACGAACAGGGUUGGAAACGGAUUUGGAAUCUUCUUCAUUUACCUCUACUUGGCUUUCCAGGGAACCUUUUGCGAUACAACCAUGUAUCUCUACGUCUCUGAGAUUUUCCCGACCGAAAUCCGACCAAUUGGCAUGGGUUUCUCGCUUUUUGGACAGUUUGCUGCCACCCUCAUUUUACUGCAGACCGCCCCUAUGGGCUUCAACAAUGCUGGUUGGAAAUACUAUCUGGUCAUCAUCUGCUGGUCAGCUGUUUUCAUUCCAGUGAUCUACUACUUCUUCCCCGAGACUGCGCGGUUGACACUCGAGGAAAUUGCAAAGAACUUUGGAGAAGAAGUUGCUGUUCACGUCACUGAUGCGACCGACGAGGAGAAGGCCCAGCUCGAGCGGGACCUGGCUGCGAGAUCCGACAGCUCCGAGCCUACCGAAUCGGUCAAGGGUGCGGAAACUGGCAACAAAUCAGCAACAGAGGGAGUUCACGAGGCGCCAAGGAUUGAUUAAAAGCCCUAGGCUAUACGGAAGCAGUUCCCUCCGAGACCUUUAAUAUUUAGUUGGGCCACACCGGCUGUCCAGUCGCUACCAUCUGCGCUCUCUUCUGUCCCAUAACUGGGGCAUUAGAGCCCGACAUUUAUGACGCUCUCUUACCAGGCAUAAUUUGAGUUGUCUAAGGCUUGCCGUCCGCAAACCAACUAGGGACCACGAUGACGAGGUUUUGAUUGAACUUCAUACGAUCUUUACGACAUGACACUUCAAUAUAGAUGAGUGGAAUCUUAUAUAGGCUAUACAGGUUGAAUCUUAAUUUAUACCAGACAAUGCCAUGAGUUACCCUGGCACUUUGUCUUGAAUA